UCCAAACGGCAUAAUAAAACACGUGUCGGAACAUGAGUGGUAAGCGUACCACGUCAGCAAAUGCUCCCAAACUACUUCCAUACGCCGUUUGAUAUCUCGGCGGGUUUAAAAGAUUUUCAAAAUUCCAAACGUUUCCCCAACUCACUCUCUCUCUCUCUCUCCUCCCUCCUCCCCCCCCCGGGCGGCAUUUCUAAAUUCUAAUCCCAACUGAUAAUUCACCGACAAAUCUUAACCCCUAAUUCGAGAAAAUGAAUUCGGAAACCCAGACAAAGCAAGGAAGGAAACGAAAGAGAGAUUGGUCCUUGGGAGACUUCGAGAUCGGCAAACCCCUUGGCAAAGGCAAGUUCGGCCGAGUCUAUCUUGCCCGAGAAAUCAAGAGUAAAUAUAUAGUGGCUUUAAAGGUGGUAUUUAAGGAGCAGAUAGAGAAGUAUAAGAUCCACCACCAGCUUAGGAGAGAGAUGGAAAUUCAGACCAGCCUCAGACACCCGAACGUUCUCCGACUCUAUGGCUGGUUCCACGACUCCGAACGCGUCUUCUUGAUUCUGGAGUACGCUCAUGGUGGGGAGCUCUAUAAGGAGCUCCGGCUCAACGGUCAUCUUUCUGAGAAGCAAGCCGCCACGUACAUUUUAAGCCUUGCCCAAGCGCUGGCCUAUUGCCACGAGAAGGAUGUGAUUCAUAGGGAUAUAAAACCAGAAAACUUGUUGCUUGAUCAUGAGGGUCGGCUGAAAAUUGCAGACUUUGGAUGGUCUGUGCAAUCAAGAAGCAAAAGACACACAAUGUGUGGAACGUUGGACUAUUUAGCACCCGAAAUGGUGGAGAACAAGGCCCAUGAUUACGCUGUUGAUAACUGGACUUUGGGUGUUCUUUGUUAUGAGUUCCUCUUUGGUGCCCCUCCCUUCGAGGCUGAAACUCAAAAAGACACAUUCAGAAGAAUAAUGAAGGUGGACCUAAGCUUCCCUCCUACCCCUUAUGUUUCUAAUGAAGCCAAAAAUCUCAUUAGCCGCCUUCUAGUGAAGGACUCCUCAAAAAGGUUAUCUCUUCAGAAGAUCCUGGAACACCCUUGGAUAGUCAAGAAUGCGAACCCUAAUGGUGUGUGCAGUAAAUAAAAUUUUCUAUCAUUUUGGCCCUACCAUGGUUUAGCUGGAGGAAUUGCCAAACCUGAGUUCGACUUUAAUGGUGUGGGUAAAAUUUUAGCCAAAGUGCCAUCUUGUGUUUCCCGGGGCAUAAAAGACCAAGCCUCAUUUACCAUUUGGACUAAAAAUCUUAAACGUAAAUGUUGGGAAGCUUGAGGUUCCCCAUUUGUUGUUCAUAUAGCAAGUAUGAUCAGACUAACGUAUCACUAGAUUAUUGUAACAAGUUGUUUUACUUCUCAAUGUAGUCGAUAAAUGGUUAUCUGAGUAAAAGUAUUGAUUUGUGA
Molecule: messenger RNA, 1417 nt
Organism: Ziziphus jujuba (common jujube)
Lineage: Eukaryota; Viridiplantae; Streptophyta; Magnoliopsida; Rosales; Rhamnaceae
Product: serine/threonine-protein kinase Aurora-3
Exons: 6
Coding region: 249-1106 (285 amino acids)
Biological process (GO): mitotic spindle organization; regulation of cytokinesis; protein phosphorylation
Cellular component (GO): spindle pole centrosome; spindle midzone; spindle microtubule
Molecular function (GO): protein kinase activity; ATP binding
Source: RefSeq, a predicted model, not a curated record